GGGGACGCGCAGGCGGGUGGGUUUCAGCGCCUGGGCCCCUCUCCCCGCCGCGGGGCGCACGGAAAAACCGGGGAACCCGCGGGUUUUGUCCUGGCGAGCCACAUCCCGGUGUGUUUUGGCGACUUGAAGACCUCCCUAGUUCGCGGGAGUAGCGGGAAGAGCCUUCCUCGCGUUAAUUAUGCAAUAAGAAGGCGUCCUUGUGCGGGAUGCUGUGACCCGCGGAAUUAUUGAUAUUGUGCGAGCCUACAAUUUACUUCUUUCAUCCUUGGCUGAGAAUUUGCGUUUGUAAUUGUAGAUGGAGAGAGGAAGAAAGGGUUCAGCUUGGGUCCAAGGAGCAUGCAGAGGAAGGCAGGGAAGAAGGAGCAUGUGCAGCUUCGGUGCGAGGGGAGUCAGGGGUGGGAAUGCACGUUCCCUGCCUGAGGGGCCCCGGGGUGCCCUGAGCCUCUGAUCUUCGCUGUCAGGAGGCCUGUCCGAAGUUGGAGGUUGAGGCAUGCAGUUCUGCACUUCUGGCUGGGAAGGUGAACCAGGUUUUCCAAAAUGUCAUUUUUGCUUUCCAAGUCUGCAAGGCAGGAAAGGGUUGGGCAGUGAAUGGAAAGUAGUGCAGCCAGGUUCUGGUUAGCUCAGCGGCAGGACUGUCAUAACGGUGGGUUUUUGUUGUUGUUGUUGUUGUUGUUGUUUUGUCUGAAAACCAGAGUCUGGGGCUUUGGGCCAUGAGGAGUUGGGUUAUUGCAUUGCUUAGAGUGCCAGAGUGAGAAAUGUCUCAGACGCUGUUAAAAUUAGGCAGCUCAGUUUAGCUCUGGCUCUCUGAUAACCAACCACCUCCUCCUUCACUCUUUUCAGUGACUGGGUUAAAAUGAAAAGACACAAAGAGAGAAGUGGUCUUUUCCCUUCCCUCCCCAUUAUAAUUAAGAGCUUAGUCCAUCUUGGCUCAGAAUUGGAAUUCAGAAUUCAGAAUUGCUCUUGACCCUGAAGAAUAGAAUCUCAAAGAAAUACCUGAGCAGAAAAUUCUCUUCUUCGCUGAAAUGAAAAUUGGAGUGUUUGCAAAACUGAACAAAGAAAGGAAAGAAUUUGUAAACAUCACAGGCAACUUGCAGUUAUAUUCGGAUCAUUUUUCAGUGUUUGAGGAGUUCAUACAAUAAAAAGUGACAAGAGGAACCAAGAACCUCAGUUCAGGGGAAACACAGCAAGGAAAUGUGAGCCCCAGGCUGCAGAAGACCCUACUGUCGCAUUAAUUUCUGGCAACCACACUGAGAAAGGUGUAGAUUAAGCUGGAAAAUCACGAAGAGUGCCAAGGGAUUGGUCAGUUUUUACUGGGGGUCUGCACCAGGCCAGAUGCCUGGUUCCUGUGAGAUUCUAGGAUGUAAAUGUUGAGACAAGGAGAGUGAUUCACCUGGGUCUUCAUGGAGCUCUGACCCACCCAGGGUUAGGAGGCUCUCUCUGAAAUUAUUUGCCAUCAGCACUGUGUUGAGGGGACCACUUCUCCCUGCCAUGCAGAAGUGAUGGAUGGCCUCAGUCAGUCGGUGGAAGCCAGCUCAGCCCAGGGUCUUGUCUGUACGUGGAGAGCUUUGGCUUGAAGAAGCACUGUGUUAAAGGAAGAGUCAGUGAAUGGCUGCGGUGUGACAACAUGCACCACCAGUGGCUUCUGCUGGCCGCAUGCUUUUGGGUGAUUUUCAUGUUCAUGGUGGCUAGCAAGUUCAUCACGUUGACCUUUAAAGACCCAGAUGUGUACAGUGCCAAACAGGAGUUUCUGUUCCUGACAACCAUGCCGGAAGUGAGGAAGUUGCCAGAAGAGAAGCACAUUCCUGAGGAACUGAAGCCAACUGGGAAGGAGCUUCCAGACAGCCAGCUCGUUCAGCCCCUGGUCUACAUGGAGCGCCUGGAACUCAUCAGAAACGUCUGCAGGGAUGAUGCCCUGAAGAAUCUCUCGCACACUCCUGUCUCCAAGUUUGUCCUGGACCGAAUAUUUGUCUGUGACAAGCACAAGAUUCUUUUCUGCCAGACUCCCAAAGUGGGCAACACCCAGUGGAAGAAAGUGCUGAUUGUUCUAAAUGGAGCAUUUUCUUCCAUUGAGGAGAUCCCCGAAAACGUGGUGCACGACCACGAGAAGAACGGCCUUCCUCGGCUCUCUUCCUUCAGUGAUGCAGAAAUUCAGAAGCGAUUGAAAACAUACUUCAAGUUUUUUAUUGUAAGAGAUCCCUUCGAAAGACUUAUUUCUGCAUUUAAGGAUAAAUUUGUUCACAAUCCCCGGUUUGAGCCUUGGUACAGGCAUGAGAUUGCUCCUGGCAUCAUCAGAAAAUACAGGAGGAACCGGACAGAGACCCGGGGGAUCCAGUUUGAAGAUUUCGUGCGCUACCUCGGCGAUCCGAACCACAGAUGGCUAGACCUUCAGUUUGGGGACCACAUCAUUCACUGGGUGACGUAUGUAGAGCUCUGUGCUCCCUGUGAGAUAAUGUACAGUGUGAUUGGACACCACGAGACCCUGGAGGACGAUGCCCCAUACAUCUUAAAAGAGGCUGGCAUUGACCACCUGGUGUCAUACCCGACUAUCCCUCCGGGCAUUACCGUGUAUAACAGAACCAAGGUGGAGCACUAUUUCCUGGGCAUCAGCAAACGAGACAUCCGACGCCUGUAUGCCCGUUUCGAAGGGGACUUUAAGCUCUUUGGGUACCAGAAACCAGACUUUUUGCUAAACUAAUGCAUAAGACCUAUGAAUUCAAAUAUCUUUAUUAGACCUGGGGCUAACCAGGUGAAGAUCUGAGCCCAGAAAUGACCCUUCCUCCACCACACCCCUCCUUUGAGGACGCCCGGGGUCUCCCACAGGCCUGUGAGUUGCCUCGGCAUAUGACGCAGAACCCCAACUGUUACAACUUAGUUUGGAUGUAAGAUGCUCUGAGGACCCUGCCCACACCCCUGCGUGCAUUAGGAUGUCGCUGGCCUUUGCUCACCUCAGAGGGGAGAAAAGGCUAAAGAUUUGCAGUUUGACAGCCCAGCAGGGAGGAAGCAUCACACAGCGUUAGGAGCCGUUUCCUUCAGGUGUUAAGGAAGGGGAUGCCCCUGAGGUUCUCCUGGCUAGUCAGGGUGGCUUCACCCAUCACUGGUGGGUUGCAGGAACAGCACCCAGGACUCUGAGGAGGGACAGAGAAGCAAGGGGGCUGCUGAAAUCGCAGAGACUUUUGCAGCAUCAGAUCUGAGGAGUAAAACGGCACCUCUGGCCUUCAUCUUGGUGCUGCGACAAUUGUGGAGGCAAAGCAUUCUUUCUGUGACUAUUUUGUUCCUGUAGACAGUCAGCGAUGGCCAGAGGGUGGUGUGGUGUCCAGGGGUCCAUCUUUCCAGAAUCCAUGCCUGUGUAAUGCUGGUCCAUGCUUCUGAACCUGUGUCUGCCAAGCGCCUAUUUCAUUCAGCACAAGACAUACGAUUUUAGAAGGUGAGGGGAGGGGAGGCUUUUUCUACCUGAGAAGGGGAGUGUCUUUGAGGGCCUUAAAAGGACCAUGGCCCAGGAAUGGGGGCGCUGGUUGGGCUUGGAGCUCAGGCUGCUGUGGAUCCCGGCGCAUCAGUUCUGACUUGCCUUACCUGGGUGGACAGCAGUGAAUCUCCACCUGUCUUCUCCAGGGAGCUCCCAUGUUGGGGCUGAAGACGAGCAGGGGCAACCUGCCAGCAUCACAGAAUUCAGUGUAGUUUAUACAUUUCGAUUCCUUUCAUCUCAGCAAAAUGGGCACUGCCAGAGCCAUUUCUGAUCACACCACCAUCCUGGACCAUGUGACUGGAAGGUGGGUAACCAAGUUCACCAGCAAUAAAACCCAGCGCCCAGGUAGCCUCCAGCAGUGCGGCUUCCUGGCAACAAGGUAGGCCCUGGUGCAGGGCAAGCCGCAGCGACCAUUUCAGAUACCGUCCACAGCCAGGACCGCUGAGAACUGGGACAGUUUCCUGGGAUGAGUGCCAGCCUGAGCCUGCAUGGUGCCGCCGAGCCCGGGGUGGAGGAGGGAGCCAGGCUUCGCUUCAAGGCGGCCUCUACCUUUUCUCAGAAUGGUUUCCUGAUUGUGUCAAUGUGAAAGUUAAAUAAAAUUUAUGUGCCAAACCUGA
This is a messenger RNA of Homo sapiens (human), 4080 nucleotides long. It is a transcript of the gene CHST10, whose product is annotated as carbohydrate sulfotransferase 10. The transcript is spliced from 9 exons. Lineage: Eukaryota; Metazoa; Chordata; Mammalia; Primates; Hominidae. Bases 1625 to 2695 code for a protein of 356 amino acids. Gene Ontology annotation, biological process: carbohydrate biosynthetic process. Gene Ontology annotation, cellular component: Golgi apparatus; membrane; Golgi membrane. Gene Ontology annotation, molecular function: sulfotransferase activity. The record is from RefSeq and is a predicted model, not a curated record.